Mesocestoides corti is the source of this 825-nucleotide messenger RNA. The record is from the annotation of a GenBank genome assembly. Lineage: Eukaryota; Metazoa; Platyhelminthes; Cestoda; Cyclophyllidea; Mesocestoididae.
AUGAGUGUGGGUCAUCUAGUCCCACAACUAUCAGCAAUCACCACAGCUCAAUACGGGCUAAAUAGCCCUUUCGUUAGACAAAUCACGGGCUAUGACACCGUUGUGCCACCCGAUGCAAUAAGCAGCGAGAUGGACUUCCUCAACCGACUCGACAAUUUGAGUGGAGAAAUGGACUUUGUUUGUGGCACUCAACUGUUUGCCAAACUGCUUGCAGCCAUUGCGGGUGCGAAGGUGCAGUAUUACAACUUCAUGCACAAGACUGUGGGCAGUCAGUUUCCGGCGUGGGUGGGUGCGAUGCAUGGUUACGAAAUCGAGUACGUAUUUGGCAUGCCAUUUUCGAGUGAAUUCCAGAAGAACUUCUACAGGUUUACAGCAGAAGAAAAGGAACUGAGCGCGAAAAUGAUGCGAUACUGGGCAAACUUUGCGCGAUCUGGAAAUGCAGCACUCAAUUCUGAUGGUACUGAAUUUGGUCCGUCCUGGCCAGAGUUUGAUGGGACCACUCAGAAGUACAUGGAAAUCGACUUGAACCAACAGACAAUGAAACACCGUCUUCGAGAUAAGGGCUGCACAUUCUGGAACGACGUCUUCCCCAGUCUCGCCAGAAUUUACAUGAAAAUGACGAGGCCUCGUGGUUUGGGUGAAAGUGGGCGGCCGAAGAUUUGUCCUCACCUUGAAUUUGACCUCUUUGCUGUGGAACCACUGGAAAACUUUGUGAAUGGUGGUACGUCGUGUUUACUAUUAGAGGCCUGUCCAUUACCUGUCAAGUGUGGCGUUGAACGAACGGUUGGCAGACUUGUAGUAGCCAUAGAGAGAAUAGCUGCGUGA